Molecule: messenger RNA, 759 nt
Organism: Entamoeba histolytica HM-1:IMSS
Lineage: Eukaryota; Evosea; Mastigamoebida; Endamoebidae
Exons: 3
Coding region: 1-759 (252 amino acids)
Source: RefSeq, a predicted model, not a curated record
AUGGCAGAAGAGAAAAUUGCAUUAAUUCAAAAGAAGUAUAACGAAUUAGAAUAUGAUGAUAACAUAUUGUAUGGAGGAAUUAUUAUUAAAUAUCAACAUGUUUGUGAGACUGUUAUUGAAGGUCAAGAUUUAAAUAAACAAAAGAGUGCUGUAGAAAAAAUAAUUGGACAACUCAAAAGAAACGAAGAAAAAGAACAAGUUAAAUCGUUUGAAGGACAAACAAGGACAAUUUAUGUAUUACAAAAUGGACUUAUUGCAGUUAUUUUAGUGUGUGAUAUUAGAUUUCCACCUAAAUUAGCAUUUGCUACAAUGAAAAAUAUUUAUUCAUUCUUUUAUUCUACUUUUAAAAAAACAAUAGACGGUUUAAAUUCACAUUCAUUUGUUAGUAUUGAAGAAUUUGAUAGCUUUAGACCUAAAUUACUCGAUUUUAUUAUGAAAGCAAAUAACGAUGAAACUGAUGAAACUCGUAUUUUAAGAAAGAAAACUAAAAAUUUUUAUACAACAACUGAAGUUUCAGUAAGAAAGAUUGGUGAACGUGGUAAAAAAGUAGCUGACCUUGAAAAACAAGCUGAUACAAUGAAACAGGCUUCUUCUGAUUUAAGUGCAUCAGCUGUUGAUGUUAGAAAUCUUCAACGAUGUAAGUAUUGGAAAAGAAAGUCUAUUGUUAUUAUUUUAUUAGUUGUUUUAGUGUUAGGUAUUAUUGGUAUCAUUAUUGGAGUUUGUUUCCAAUUCAUUCCGAGAAGUAAUAAUAGCAGAUAA